Molecule: messenger RNA, 1584 nt
Organism: Lycium barbarum (goji berry)
Lineage: Eukaryota; Viridiplantae; Streptophyta; Magnoliopsida; Solanales; Solanaceae
Product: homogentisate solanesyltransferase, chloroplastic
Exons: 10
Coding region: 142-1230 (362 amino acids)
Cellular component (GO): membrane
Molecular function (GO): prenyltransferase activity
Source: RefSeq, a predicted model, not a curated record
GAGUAUUUUGUCCAAGUAAAGCAAAGGUACCAUCUGUUUGUUUGAUAGAUGGGAGGGAAAUAGAAAUAGGAGAAAGUGAAAGGGUGAGCAGAGAGAAAUAGAAGUUUGGAGUUUGGAUCACCAGUGAAGAGAUAUCUGGGGAUGGAGCUGGCAUGUUCAUCUUGCUCAUCCCUUCGGUUUCAUAAUUCUUCCCGCUACACAAAGUUACCCAAUGCUUCACCUUCUUUUAAUGCUCCUAACUUGGGUGUGCUCAAAUCUUCCAACACUUCUGCUGGAUUCCACAUUCGCUACAAAAAGACUGUUCUGUAUAGAAAGCACAGGCACACCCUCAUCCGGGCAUGCUCUCAAGUUGGUACUGCUGGAUCUGACCCAGUGUUGGAUAAUUUUUCACAAUUUAAAGAUGCCUUUUGGAGAUUUUUGAGGCCCCACACUAUACGUGGGACUGCACUAGGAUCCCUCUCAUUGGUUGCACGAGCGUUGAUUGAGAAUCCGAAUCUAAUCAGGUGGUCAUUAGUAUUGAAGGCCUUUUAUGGUCUUAUUGCCCUAAUAUGUGGGAAUGGUUAUAUAGUGGGCAUCAAUCAAAUAUAUGACAUUGGCAUUGACAAGGUAAACAAGCCGUACUUACCCAUAGCUGCUGGAGAUCUUUCAGUGCAGUCUGCAUGGUUGUUGGUGUUAUUGUUCGCUGUGGCUGGCCUUCUUAUUGUUGGGAUGAAUUUUGGCCCCUUCAUUACUUCUCUUUACUGUCUUGGUCUCUUUUUAGGUACCAUCUAUUCAGUCCCACCAUUUCGGCUGAAGAGAUUUGCUGUCAUAGCAUUCCUAAUAAUUGCCACGGUACGCGGUUUUCUUCUUAAUUAUGGUGUGUAUUAUGCCACAAGGGCUGCUCUGGGGCUAAGCUUUGAGUGGAGCUCACCUGUUGCCUUUAUUACUACUUUUGUGACUUUGUUUGCACUAGUCAUUGCCAUCACCAAGGAUCUACCAGAUGUGGAGGGUGACCGCAAGUUUCAGAUAUCUACUUUGGCAACGAAGCUUGGUGUGAGAAACAUAGCAUUCCUCGGCUCUGGGCUUUUGUUAACAAAUUACAUUGGUGCUGUAGUUGCGGCAAUAUACAUGCCCCAACGUAAUUCUCUUAUCGCAGGCCUUCAGGAGCAGCUUGAUGAUACCUGUACAUGCCAUCUUGGCAUUGUGUUUAGUUUUCCGGGCAUGGUUGCUGGAAAGAGCAAAUUACACUAAGGAAGCAAUCUCAGCAUACUAUAGAUUAAUAUGGAAUCUUUUCUAUGCGGAGUACAUCAUCUUUCCUUUCAUCUAACAAGUACGUUUUUGUUCCAUAGCCUUUAAGUGGUGGCCCUCAAAGUGACUAAAGAAAUGGAAGUUUACUUUCUGGUUUGCUGCCGUCUGCAGGACAAAGGAAAGUGUGUAUAGAUGCCGUUCAGUGUUAGGUUUUCUGAGACGCAUGGGGACUUUCUUUAUCCUUUUGGAUUAUAUUGUUGUAUAUUCUUAGGAAAUUCAUCAAUCUACUGAAGGAUGAGGUUUAAUCUUUUGUUACCCUCAGUUUCAGUUUUGUCUAUACAACACCAACUUUUAGCA